Molecule: messenger RNA, 936 nt
Organism: Schizophyllum commune H4-8
Lineage: Eukaryota; Fungi; Basidiomycota; Agaricomycetes; Agaricales; Schizophyllaceae
Exons: 6
Coding region: 1-936 (311 amino acids)
Cellular component (GO): cytoplasm
Molecular function (GO): glutathione transferase activity
Source: RefSeq, a predicted model, not a curated record
AUGUCCUCAAACGAGAAGAGCGACGGGUCGUUCAAGCGGCAGGACUCCUCCUUCCGCAACUUCAUCGAGAAGGGUGGCAAGUUUGCGCCCGAGCACGAUAGGUAUCACCUCUAUGUGUCGUAUGCAUGCCCCUGGGCGACGCGCGCGCUGAUUAUGCGCAAGCUGAAGGGAUUGGAGGACAUCAUUCCUUUUUCUGCCGUCUCGCCUCGUAUGGGUACGAACGGCUGGCCCUUCCGCCGCAACGACAAUGAAGAGUCGAUCUUCCCCGCCGCCGACCCCGAUCCGCUUCACCACUCCGCCCACGUCAAGGAUCUGUACUUCCGCGCGGACCCAGAGUACUCAGGGCGCUUCACCGUGCCCGUCUUGUGGGACAAGAAGCUGCACACAAUUGUCAACAAUGAGAGCUCGGAGAUCAUUCGUAUCUUCAAUGAGGGAUUCAACGAGUUGUUGCCGAAGGAGAAGGCGGGGCUGGAUUUCUAUCCGGAGGAGUUGCGCAAGGGCAUUGACGAGGUGAAUGAGUGGGUGUAUAGUCAGAUCAAUAAUGGCGUAUACCGUACCGGGUUCGCUACGACGCAGGAGGCAUACGAGAAGGCCGUGAACGAGGUCUUCGACGGCCUCGACAAGGUCGAGAAGAUCCUCGAGAAGAGCGAAUACCUCGUCGGCGACAAGUUGACGGAGGCAGACCUUCGUCUGUGGGUCACCAUUGUCCGCUUCGACCCCGUCUACGUCGGCCACUUCAAGUGCAACUUCCGCACCAUUCGUGCGGGGUACCCUGCUAUCAACGAGUGGCUCAAGAAACUGUACUGGACCAACGACGCGUUCAAGUCGAGCACGCGCUUCGACCACAUCAAGACGCAUUAUUAUUGGUCUCACCCUCAUAUAAACCCGACACGGAUCGUACCUCUUGGCCCUAUACCCGAUAUCGAGCCCCUGUAA